AAUGCAAGCUUUUUUUCUUGCAUAAAUUAUGUUCAUGACGUAGUGGCAAAAAGGGCACAUUUCUGCCGAUUCUCACCGAGUUUGUGCCUCACAUGGGAGCUUGUGAGGCGCCUGGAGGCGUUUUUUGGGGAGUGGGGGGGGGGGAUGAGCCCAAGUGUUGGCAUCGCGGCGAGGCGAGACGAGAGGCCAAGAUCCCCCAAAACAUUGCAGCUCUCCUUUUUAUCAAUGCAAAUGGCUUUUGUGUGUGCAGCCACUGCGCCUGUCUGGGAGCUGACAUGCAUUUUUAAUUAGCUGCGACUGAACCAAACUGUGACAAGGACCAUAUAGGAGCGGAGGAUAGAAGUGGUGCAGCCAAACCAUGAAGUCCCAGGACCUACCUGACACAGAUGCCCCGCUUGCUGUCAACGAGCAGGUCAUCGUGAUGUCUCGCCAUGAGACGAUACGAGUGCUAGAGGUUGAGGUUGAUGCAACUCUGUCUUCAUCGAUACCUGAAGGGAAGAAGAGUGAGGGAAAAACAGAGGAGGGAGGGGCUCAACCUGAGAGUAGUCGCCCACGGGACAACCAUGCUGGGGGAGUCUUCGCUGGCAAACAGCAAGCGACAUCCGGAGAGGUGCCAGCCCCCACCGUCCAAACCCUCACUCCGACUGUGCCCAUCAGUGUAUCCUUGCCGCAGCCUCCUGCGGCCACUGUGCCCGUCACAGUACAAGGUUGUCCGCAGGUUCUGUCCCAAGAAAGUCUGGCCGCUCUGAUGACGGGCAUGUUGGCCCAGACAGGCUCUGUAGCCCAGCCCUUGCUCAUCCCCAUCAGUAUGGCGGGGCCCAUUGGUGGCCAGGGGGGUCUGGCUGUUCUCACCCUGCCUACUACCAAUGUAGCUACUCUGUCUGGAUUCUCCGCCUCCGCCUCGCAGCCCACAAACCUCCUUAAGAUGCCCUUCGCUGGCCUUCAAGGUGCAAUGGUUCUGAAUUCAAUUCAGCCUCAGCUACAAACCAGCACACAGGCUGUGUUCCAGCCUCCAGCAGGUUCCAUACAGCCGGUGCACACACCAUUGCAACAGCCUUGCAGAGGCUUGAUGUCUCAGUCGACCCCAGCCGCUGUCAUCUCUGCUGCGCAAGAGGAAGUGGCUCAAGCCACUCCAGCAGCAACUGUGGCCGCUCAGUCCAACAUAUCAGUGGCUGCGCUGCAGACAGCAGGACUCUCCAUCAAUCCCGCACUUAUCAAUGCUGCAUCACUGGGAGCGCAGACCCAGUUUCUCAGUUCCCUCACGUCCAGUCCCAUCAUCACGAACGCCAUGUCCAACAUGGCCGCCAUCACCAGCCAGAUCCUUACAACCACACAGGGACAGGUGAUAGGUACUCUUCCUUUGUUGGUAAACCCAGCUUCUUUGGCUGGGGGGGCUGCCACUCCAACCCUCCCCCUCCAGGGUCUGCAGGUUCAGACAGUCACCCCACAGUUGCUCCUUAACACCCAGGGCCAAAUCUUUGCCACGGUCGGGAAUGGAGCUGCCUCGGUCGCAGCAUCUGCUGCUGUUCUGCCCAAAGCUGCUGUCCCACCCACACCUUGCAAACCAAGCCCCCAGUUUGUACACGAUCAUGCACAGGCGCCGGCAACAGCUGCCACCCAGUUGCCAGUUGUCAUCGCCCCACAGCCGUCAGUCCUCAAGAGCACCACCUCGCCAUCCUCAUCGCUCCCUAUCACCUGUGGCGAUAUGGCAAAAGUGGGCCAGCUUGUCAGUAAGCCCCAUCAGGCCGCCAGCAGUGAGGAGGGCAUCAAUCUGGAAGAAAUACGAGAGUUUGCCAAGAAUUUCAAAAUCCGGCGGCUUUCGUUGGGACUGACGCAGACUCAAGUGGGACAGGCUCUGACUGCCACAGAGGGCCCAGCCUACAGCCAGUCUGCCAUUUGCAGGUUUGAAAAGCUGGAUAUUACCCCGAAGAGUGCCCAGAAGUUGAAGCCGGUGCUGGAGAAGUGGCUUGCCGAAGCCGAGCACUGGAACCAGAAGGGCCAACAGAACCUGAUGGAGUUUGUCGGCGGCGAGCCGUCAAAAAAACGCAAGCGGCGCACCAGUUUCACGCCUCAAGCAAUCGAGGUCCUCAACUCCUACUUUGAGAAGAACUCCCUGCCGACAGGCCAGGAGAUCACAGAAAUCGCAAAGGAGCUGAACUAUGACCGGGAGGUGGUGCGGGUUUGGUUUUGCAACCGGCGACAAACGCUGAAAAACACGAGCAAAAUUAACAUUUUCCAGGUCCAGUAGAAAAUGGAAUUUUGCAGACUUUGCUGUAAAUACGAGAACAUGAAGGAAGUUACACACUCUAAGAUUCAAUGCAAGUACAGUACUAAAAUGAGUCCUUUAGUUCUAAGACUGAGUGUAUGUGUGCAUGGUUCCUCCUCCAAAUAAUAACAUACACACAGGUAAGUCAUACAAAUUUGUUAAGUGGCAUUGUUGUUCAUAUUUGAGUACAGUGGAACCUCUAACGUGGAACACACAAUGGUCUUUUCUGGCAAAAAGGCCUCCAGAAGUUGUACAAAAUGUCAAACUUUGAAUGCAAGAUGUUAUCACAGGACCUCAGUUCAGCAUGUAUUAAAGCAUUAACUGCGUACAGUAUUUUUCUUUUUCAUUUGCGUUUUGGGGUUAUUUGGCAAAAAGACUUAAGUGUCAUUGCUUGGUAUCAAAGACAGGGCUGUUGUUUUACGGUUGAACACUUAUUUUUACACUUUACAGUUAAGAUUGUAAACAGUUCCUUUAAAAAAUGUUGAUGCAGUGAAUAAUGGUAUUUUUACAGUGGCAGUUUGACCCUCGGAAAAAUUGGUUCAAAUUGGAGGGACUUUAGAGGUUCCACUGUAACAUGUUGAUUGCCAUAAUGAACACUUCCAUUAGCUGCUCAUCUACUGAGCCACAACUCAAUCCUGCAACAGGUCAGGGACAAUCUUUUGUUUGAUAUUUCUUGAUAAUCAUAAAAGUUGAAGGUAGUUAACUGUAUUGGAUCUUUAUACUUUCAUACUAGCCGUUGUUGAUGAUUUAUAACGUAAUUGUUGGCUAUUCCAUAUAUGGCCACUAAUGCAAGCAUAGUGUUUUAAUUCAAUAAGUAAUGAUUUAAUCGCAACCUAUUGCUGUUUUCCUGCCUCCUGUCUUUUUUCGGUGAUAACAAACAUUACUCUUCAUCGCAAGUCAGAUGAAUUAUUUAUUUAUUUAUUUAUUUUAUACAAAUGAACUUUAUUAGAAUAUUAACAAUUUAACUUUGAAAACCACCCUACACCAAUAACAUAUUUUAGAUACAUUUAAUGAAUCUAGUAUAAAUAAAAUUGAUGGAAUUGCAUAUGUUAUGAGUUAUGUGUGUAAUGACUUGAGUGAGUGUGUUGCAUGUGCUGUAUGUUUUUUCUACUAACUGGCAGUUGUUAUUUUUAAUCUUUGUGUUAUUUGUCAAGGCGCCACCGGCGCCAUCAGCCUGCAGGGCACCGGUGGAAAUUCAGCUACUGUGGGUCGAAGAAGAAGAGGUGGAAAACAGGUUCUUCGGCAGAAAGAGAAGAGGAAAGCACAGAGCCUAGAACUGAAUGUGGGGACUUUGAAUGUUGGGACUAUGACAGGAAAAUCUCGGGAGUUGGUUGACAUGAUGAUUAGGAGAAAGGUUGAUAUAUCGUGUUUCCAGGAGACCAGGUGGAAAGGCAGUAAGGCUAGAAGUUUAGGGGCAGGGUUUAAAUGAUUUUACCAUGAUGUAGAUGGGAAGAGAAAUGGAGUCGGGGUUAUUUUAAAAGAAGAGUUGGCUAAGAAUGUCUUGGAGGUGAAAAGAGUAUCAGAUCGAGUGAUGAGGCUGAAACUUGAAAUUGCGGGUGUUACGUAUAAUGUGAUUAGUGGCUAUGCCCCACAGGUAGGAUGUGACCUAGAGGCGAAAGAGAAAUUCUGAAAGGAGCUAGACGAAGUAGUUCUGAGCAUCCCAGACAGAGAGAGGGUCGUGAUUGGUGCAGAUUGUAAUAAACAUGUUGGUGAAGCAAAUAGGGAUGAUGAAGAAGUGAUGGGUAAGUACUGCAUCCAGGAAAGGAACUUGGAGGGACAGAUGGUGGUAGACUUUGCAAAAAGGAUGCAAAUGGCUCGAAUGAACACUUUUUUUCCAGAAGAGGCACGAACAUAGGGUGACCUGCAAGAGCGGAGGUAGAGCACGCAGGUGGAUUACAUCUUGUGCAGACAAUGUAAUCUGAAGGAGGUUACCGACUGUAAGGUUGUGGUCGUGGAGAGUGUGGAUCGACAGCAUAGGAUGGUGGUGUGUAAGAUGACUGGUGGUGGGGAGGAAGAUUAGGAAGACAAAGGCAGAGCAGAGAACCAUGUAGUGGAAGCUGAGACAGGACGAGUGUUGUGCAGCUUUUCGGGAAGAGGUGAGAGAGCUUCCAGAAGACUGGACCACUACAGCCAAGGUGAUCAGAGAGACAGGCAGGAGAGUACUUGGUGUAUAUUCUGGCAGGAAAGGAGAGAAGGAGACUUCGUGGUGGAACCGCACAGUACCGGAAUUCAUACAAGGAAAAAGGUUAGCUAAGAAGUGGGACACUGAGAGGACCGAGGAGAGGCGAAAGGAAUACAUUGAGAUGCGACACAGGGCAAAGGUAGAGUUGGCAAAGGCCAAACAAGAGGCAUAUGAUGACAUCUAUGCCAGGUUGGACACUAAAGAAGGAGAAAAUGAUCUAUACAGGCUGGCCAGACAGAGGGAUAGAGAUGGGAAGGAUGUGCAGCAGGUUAGGGUGAUUAAGGAUAGAGAUGGAAAUAUGUUGACUGGUGCCAGUAGUGUGCUAGAUAGAUGGAAAGAAUAGUUGAUGAAUGAGGAAAAUGAGAGAGGAGGGAGAGUAGAAGAAAUUGUGUCUUUGCAGAUCUAGAGAAAGCCUAUGACAGAGUACCUAGAGAGGAACUGUGGUACUGCAUGCGGAGGUCUGGAGUGGCAGAGAAGUAUGCUAGAAUAAUACAGGACAUGUACGAGGGCAGCAGAACAGCGGUGAGGUGUGCUGUAGGUGUGACGGACGAAUUUAAGGUGGAGGUGGGACUGCAUCAGGGAUCAGGCCCUGAGCCCCUUCCUUUUUGCAAUGGUGAUGGAUAGGCUGACAGAUGAGGUUAGACUGGAAUCUCCAUGGACCAUGAUGUUUGCAGAUGACAUUGUGAUCUGCAGGGAGCAGGUGGAGGAACAGUUAGAAAGAUGGAGGCAUGCACUGGAAAGCAGAGGAAUAAAGAUUCGUCAAAGGGUGGAGGAACGUGUGGAGGAAGGUGUCAGGUGUGUUAUGUGACAGAAGAGUCUCUGGUUGGAUGAAGGGCAAAGUUUAUAAAACAGUGGUGACGCCAGCCAUGAUGUAUGGAUUAGAGACAGUGGCACUGAAGAGACAACAGGAAGCAGAGCUGGAGAUGAAGAGACAACAGGAAGCAGAGCAAAUGAAGAUGUUGACCAGGUUGGAUAAAAUUAGAAAUGAGCUCAUCAGAGGGACAGCCAAGAUUCGAUGUUUUGGAGACAAAGUUAGAGAGAGAAGACUUCGAUGGUUUGGACACGCCCAGAGGAGAAAUAGUGAGUAUAUUGGUAGAAGGAUGACGAGGAUGGAGCUGCCAGGCAAGAGAGCUAGAGGAAGACCAAAGAGAAGGUUGAUGGAUGUCAUGAUGGAAGACAUGACGGCAGUUGGUGUUCGAGAGGAGGAUGCAGGAGAUAGGCUUACAUGGAAAAGGAUGACGCGUAGUGGCAACCCCUAAAGGGACAAGCCGAAAGGAAAAGAAGAAGUGU
Molecule: messenger RNA, 5738 nt
Organism: Phycodurus eques (leafy seadragon)
Lineage: Eukaryota; Metazoa; Chordata; Actinopteri; Syngnathiformes; Syngnathidae
Gene: pou6f1
Product: POU class 6 homeobox 1
Exons: 11
Coding region: 359-2248 (629 amino acids)
Biological process (GO): regulation of transcription by RNA polymerase II
Molecular function (GO): DNA-binding transcription factor activity, RNA polymerase II-specific; RNA polymerase II cis-regulatory region sequence-specific DNA binding
Source: RefSeq, a predicted model, not a curated record